AGGUUGGUGUUGGCAGUGGGGAUGACACAUUGCACAGCAGCUGUUGUAAGAAAAGUUUCAUUUUGCGGCAUGCGCAGCUUGUCAGAGUAACAUUUUUACGUCAGAAAUUUGAAUCCUCUUUUAUCGUGUCCUUCGCCAUUUGCCUUAUGUUCGAUAGACCCACAACAGCAGACAACUACACAUCAUGACUUCGAGCUCCAGUACUAGCAUUUGCGUUGCCAUAUCGUGCGAGGGGUGCGGGAAACCCGACCUCCCCGACACGCUCGGGUGCCCGCAAUGCGCGAAGCUUGACCUGCCUCCGGCUUACUUCUGCUCCCAGGACUGCUUCAAAGCAAACUGGUCGCAGCACAAGAAGAAGCACAAGCAGGUUCAGAAGUGGAGAACAAGUAAGCACUUGGAUCGCUCCGUGUUUGCGGGGUACAAGUUCACGGGCCCUCUCCGCCCUUUUCCUGCGACAAUGGACAUGCGACCGGUACCAUUGAGUGGAAAGAUUGACUUGCCGGAUUGGGCGGUGACGGGAAUACCGGAGAUUGAGGCUAAAGCAAACAGGAGCGGAGGUAUGUGAUUACCAAAGAUUUUUUACAUGAUACUGAUUUCACCGACGUGUGAAAAAAAUCAUGAUUUUCAAGAAAGCAUGUUUUGCCUUUUCCGACUUGUGUAAGUAAUUCGCAAGAACUUUGAACACCAAAAACAGCCAUACCCGUCGUAAGUGAUCCUGCCGAGUUGGAGAAGCUGCGCACGAGCUGCCGGCUCGGCCGCGCGACGCUCGACCUGGCCGGAUCGAUGGUGAAACCCGGCGUCACACCGGAAGAGAUCGACACGGCCGUGCACGACUUUAUUGUCGGCAACAACGCCUACCCCAGUCCCCUGAACUACCGAAACUUUCCCCGAUCGGUUUGCAUCAGCGUCAACGAGGUGGUGUGCCACGGCAUCCCAGACUCGCGGCCGCUGGAAAACGGAGAUAUUGUCAACGUCGACGUCACGUGCUACAUUGGCGGCUAUCACGCCGAUUUGAAUGAGACGUUCCUCGUCGGAGACACGUGCGACGAAGACACGAAGCGAUUGGUUCGGGGCUGCUACGAGUCUUUGCAAGCGGCAAUCGCGUUCUGCCGUCCCGGCGUGAUGUACCGCGAGAUCGGCGGGGUGAUAUCCGCGGUCGCGAAAAAACACAAUCUGUCUGUGGUCCGAAGCUACUGCGGCCAUGGGGUGGGGAAAUUGUUCCACUGCGCGCCGAACAUUCCGCACUACGAGCGGAACAAAGCGGUCGGAACCAUGCGCGUUGGACAUGUAUUGGAUUUUUACUUGUUUUGGGUUGAUAUUUUGAAGAAGUUUUUUCACAAAUUUAUCAUGCGGGGAAAUGGAAAAACUCAGCGUUUUCAUUUGGCAACACAAAUGAAAAAACGACAGGUCUUCACCAUCGAGCCAAUGAUCAACCUCGGUAGCCACCAUGACGUCACCUGGCCGGACGGGUGGACAAGUGUAACCGCCGACGGCAAGCGAAGCGCGCAGUUUGAACACACCAUGAUCGUAACCGAAACGGGAGUGGAAGUGUUGACCGCCAGGACCCCGCAAAGUCCUCCGUUCCGCUGGGACGUGGACUGAGUUAUUUGGAGUUUUUUUUUCUGAAACAGCAUACAUGUAAACAUGGCGACAAUUUUUUCAAGAUGAUAGCAC
Molecule: messenger RNA, 1674 nt
Organism: Amoebophrya sp. A120
Lineage: Eukaryota; Dinophyceae; Syndiniales; Amoebophryaceae
Source: the annotation of a GenBank genome assembly